GCUACGGCUGCUCUCGCUGCUCCUCCGCGGCAGCUGCUGCCGCCGCCGCCGCCACCACCACCUCCGGCUCCUCAGUCCCAGUUAGGGCAUCCACCGGCGUCGCCUUGUGCUGGGAGCGGCCGCCCGGGAGAAAGGAUGCUCGGCUGGGUGCGGCGGCGGCGAAGGCGCAGGAGACGGGGCUUCUCGGGGGCCGCGCGCCUUUUGUAGCCGAAGCCGCCGCCUUCUCCAUGGCGAGCGUGGCGGCGGAGCCCCCCGCCAGGUUUGUGCGGCGCGGUCCGGCUUGGAGGAGGAGGAGACGGACGAAGACGGUCGGGGCCGAAGGUGCCCGGGCCCGUUUUUACUCCCGUCUCGCUGCGCCCUAGAAGCGCAACGGCAGUAGCGCCAUGGCCGAGAUGGAGCGUCCGGAGGAGGCGGCCCGGCUCUGGCGAGACGCCGCCCUGCGCGCCAGGAAGCUGCAGAGCAACCUCCAGCAAUUGGAGCUAGAGCUGGGCUCCCGGGGAGAGAGCGGCCCGGAGGCACCGCCGAAGCUGAAAUCCUCGCAGCAGCAGCAACAACAACAACCGCCGCCGCCGCCGCCGACCUCGCCGCUGGAGGCAUUGAACCUGAGCGGGCGCGGCCUGGAUGAGUUGCCGGAGGGCUUGUGCGCUGCCGUGGGCAGCAGCCUGAGCGUCCUCUCGUUGCGGAGGAACCGACUAGCUCAUCUGCCCUCGGCCGCCGCCCUUCGGCACCUGGGCCGUUUGGCCGAACUCGACCUCAGCCACAACCGCUUGCGCUGCCUGCGCGACGACGGGCAGGCUCUGGCGCUCCUGCGCGGGCUCCGUAAGCUCAACCUCAGCCACAACCAGUUGGGAGGCGAAGGGACGCUGCCCAGCGGGUUGGGCGAACUGCGACAGCUGGAGGAGCUGGAUCUGAGUUUCAACCGCCUUAGCCACCUGCCUGCUGAGGCCCUGGCCCACCUGCGACAGCUCCGCACCCUGGACGUGGACCACAAUCAGCUUUCUGCCUUCCCUCAACCGCUGCUGGAGCUGGACGCCCUGGAAGAGCUGGAUUGCUCUGGCAACCGACUCUUGCAGUCUCUUCCGGAGGGCAUCACAUGUCUUCGGCACCUGAAAAUCCUGUGGCUCAGUGGCACUGGCUUGGAGGCCUUGCCCGAGGGCUUGUGCCAGCUGGGUACCCUCGAGAGCCUCAUGCUGGAUGGGAACCGCCUGAGUGUCCUGCCUGCUGGUUUUGGCAGCCUGCAGCGUCUCAAAAUGCUGAACCUCUCAUCCAACUUGCUGGCUGAUUUCCCAGCAGCUGUGCUGGCCCUUCCUGGCUUGGAGGAGCUCUACCUCAGUCGCAAUCAGCUUACCCUGUUGCCCGCUGGACUUUGCCAGCUUUGCCAACUCCGCACGCUUUGGCUGGACAACAAUCGCAUCCGCUACCUGCCUGAUUCCAUAGUCAAGCUUCAUCAGCUGGAGGAACUGGUACUUCAGGGAAAUCAGAUCGCCAUCCUUCCAGAGGGGUUUGGCCAACUCAGUCGUGUGAGUCUCUGGAAAAUCAAAGACAACCCCUUGAUCCAACCCCCCUAUGAGGUCUGUAUGAAAGGCAUCCCUUACAUAGCUGCCUACCAGAAGGAACUGGCUCAUUCUCAGCCUGCCCUUAAGCCCCGGCUCAAACUAGUCCUCAUGGGCCUGAAAAAUGCAGGCAAAACUCUGCUUAGAAAGUGCCUCAUGGAGGAAGAGGAAGAGGAGCAGGUAGAGUCAUCUUUUGGUUCAGCUAACAAAAAUUUUGAAAGAACCCAAAGCAGGGGGUGCUUCAUACAACCCCUGAGAGACCUGCCCCAACCUCUGUCUCCAAAAGCACAGCCAAACCAUUUUCCCAUUGUGGAACAGCCCAAGGCUUCCCCUUUGUCUGUCUCACCCCUGAAAUGUUCCUGUUUAGGGUAUAACUCCACUGAGAAGAGGGAUGUGUUCAGUCAGUCCCCCAAAGUUAUUGGUCAGACCCAGGCAGGAGGCUCUGCUGCUGAGCAGCAGGAUGAUAUCCCAUUGUCCCCAUCAAUUAAAAUACAUAGAGAAACCUGCUUGGGGAAUUAUCCCCUGAGGCCUCCAGGCUCACAUGUAACAGGGUUGCCAGGCAGCAGCAAAGGUAUUGAAGUGGUAGACUGGACAGCAGAUGUGGAGAGAAGUCUAACCUUCAUUGUAUAUGAGCUAGCAGGAGACCCAAGUUACGAUGUGAUCCAGCCGUUCUUCCUCUCUCCUGGAGCCCUGUAUGUGUUGGUAGUAAAUCUGAGCACUUACAUGCCACAAGGUUUUUAUCCUUCUGUGGGACACUUUCUUCACUGGCUGGGGGCAAAGGUGCCUCAUGCCGUGGUAUGUAUGGUGGGAACACAUGCAGACCUGUGUCCUGAACGGGAGGUGGAGGAGAAAUGUUUAGACAUCCACCGCCAGAUUGCCUGGCAGGAGAAAUGUGACUAUGAAGGCCUCCAGAUUUUGGCCCGGCAGGUGGAUGAAGCUCUGGGGCAGGAUUUUGAUUUGCGCUGCUCUAGCCCCCAUGUUGCUUUCUAUGGGGUAUCGGACAAGAAUCUACGGCGCAAGAAAGCUCAGUUCCAAUAUCUGCUCAACCACCGUCCACAAAUCCUCUCCCCAGUUUUACCUAUAAGCUGCUGGGAUUGUGUUCAGGUCCGCCGAUUGCGAGAGAAGCUCCUUUCAGUGGCAGAGCAUAGAGACAUCUUUCCAAAUUUGCACCGGGUUCUCCCAAGAUCCUGGCAGAUGCUGGAGGAGCUGCACUUCCAACCCCAAGCUCAACAGCUGUGGCUAAGCUGGUGGGACUCUGCUCGACUUGGCCUGCAGGCAGGGCUGACUGAGGAUCGUCUCCAAAGUGCACUUUCCUACUUGCAUGAGAGUGGCAAACUGCUGUAUUUUGAGGAGCACCAGACCCUACGAGAAUAUGUUUUCCACAAUCUGCCCAGGCUCAUUGACAUUCUCAAUGUCUUCUGCCAGCAUGAUGCCUCAGUAUUGCUCCAGAAACUGCUCAGCAGCACCCAUAUGGAUGAGAUGAAGGCCACACAGCUCCACCACUAUGUGGAAGGAUUUCUGCUUCAUGGCCUUCUCCCUGCCCAUGUUAUUCAUCUGCUUCUCAAGCCCCACAUCCAAAGCAGAGAGGACUUGCAGCUUCUGCUGGAAUUGUUAGAAAAAAUGGGACUCUGUUACGGGGUUAACAAGCCCAAAUCAAAACCCUUGAAUGGAGCUACAGCGUGGUACAAGUUCCCCUGCUAUGUGAAGAACGAGAUGCCUCAUGCAGAGGCAUGGAUCAAUGGUACUACCCUGGGUGGGCAGUCUUUUGGGGCAGAACAGCUGCAGAUUGAGUACAACUUUCCCUUUAUUUUUCCCCCUGGAUUGUUUGCUCGCUACAGUGUGCAGAUUAACAGCCAUGUGGUUCAGCGGUCAGAUGGAAAGUAUCAGAUCUAUGCGUACAGAGGGAAAGUGCCGGUAGUUAUAAGUUACAGGCCUGCCAAAGGCACCCAACAACCAGAUACAUUGUCUAUUGCUAGCCAUGCAUCUCUACCAAAUAUAUGGACAGCUUGGCAAGCCAUAACCCCAUUGGUGGAAGAACUAAAUGUACUGCUUCAAGAAUGGCCAGGCUUAUACUAUAGUGUGCAUGUCCUCUGUUCCAAGUGCCUUAAAAGAGGGUCACCCCACCCACAUACCUUUCCAGGAGAAUUGCUAAGUCAGCCCAGGCCAGAGGGAGUAACUGAGAUCAUCUGUCCGAAGAAUGGUAACGAGCGAGUGAAUGUGGCUUUGGUUUAUCCCCCUACUCCAACAGUGAUCAGCCCUUGUUCCAAGUGACUGCUGGAAGUCGCCUGCCUUGGCCCCUAUUAUAAGGACACAGCAAAUGCCCCUUAAACCCUUGCUAAGCAUUUUCGGAGAAGUACCACCCAGAGAUGGAUCUAAUUAUUUAUGGGGCCUGAAUAUCACAUCUUGGGAAAUAAAGAUUAAUGAGAGCAGGUGUGCUGAAGGCUGUGCAUUGGGGUGGACACAAAUCUGCAAUCUACAUGAAUUGAUCCUUUUCACCGAUUGGGGUUGGACUGAUAUGUUCAGAAGAAACAGAAAGCAUCAUCAUCCUGAUCUACUGUUGAAUCUGAUUACCCUGCAGUAUGAAGGCUCUCACAAGAACCAAGACCAUUGUUCGCUGAGAACACUAUUGACCUGUGUUUUGCACUUGUUUGGACUCACGAAUGUAAGCUUUUUCUCAAUGUAUGUACUAUUAGAUGUACCUGAAGAAAUAUCUAAUGAAAAGGAAUUGUUGUUAACUUUGGUGGUUUCUGUGCAGGUAGGUGUUGAAUUUAUCACUGGUAGCUUCAGUUGGCCUCUCCAGCAGGCAAGAAGUCUAGCAUCUAUUCACUUCUUCCAUAUCUUUAGAAGCCAAGACAGACUGUCAGAAUGGUGCUUGGGCAGUUCUAUUAUGUCUGUGGGAUAUCUUUUUAGUUCUCCUGUGUGUUUCACCCCAAUCAUGCCGUCUAUUAAAUCAUAGCACUAGCUGUUGCUUGUGCACAAGGAUAGCAGUACAGCAAGAGAUAUAGGGAAAUUAAAUAUGUACACAUGUACACCUGUUCCUCACUUAUUGUCUGAGGUAUCACAGAGAUAAUCUUGGGCAGAAUUAUAUAAAUUUAAUGGAGCCGAAUUUAUUAAAUACCAACAAUCUUCCUUUUCACCCACAAGUACAGUCAUCAUGAUGACAUAAAUGGUCUCAAUGAUCCUUAUAUAAAUUCAAUACAUCAUGGAAUUUUCACUGAAAAAAACACGUCUUGGAUAAAUUGUUAUCAGGGAGCUCAAGUCAGAUUUUGGAGUUCCCUCAGCCUUAGUUAAGCACUACUAGUUACGUUCCUUUGAAUUCCUGAACCAAAAAGCUAGGUUUAUUUUCAUAUACCUACAGCCAAAUAACCUAAUGUAGCCAUGCAAAUAAAUUUGCAAAAGGUAAACAUCUGCAAAAUUGUUCCUGUUGCUUUCACAGAAACAGCCUAAAAAGGAAGAACUGGGAAAAGAGAGAAUGCACUCUUUUUUUUCUUUUCAGUUUAUAAAAACAUCUCACUAUUUUGCCAUAAACAGGCUUGCUCCCUACAUAGAUAGUUUAGCAGAAUGGAGACAUUUGAAGCUUGAAUAUGCAAGGUAGCUACUUGUGAAGGCAAAACUCAUAUGUAACUUCAUGUAUAGUCCUCCAAACCUCUUCUUACUUGCCAUGUACUUUUAAGGUAUGGUAACUUAGAAAUGAAAAGUAGGUGAACUCCUUCCAUGUCACUGAUUUUCAACUGAACUUUCCCCUGUUGUCAACCAAUGAAAAAUUCUACUGUACAGUCAUGGGUCUUCUCCUGUUCUGCUGGGUAGAAAUUAGUACUUUGAAACAAAAGAUUUGCCUGAUGGCACAAUAUUUUCUUCAUCUUUCUUAACUUGUUCUGAAGAAUAUUAGCAUGCCACAAGAUACUAUUAUUUAUUCAGAUAUCUUUAAUUUGUACGCCUACUUUUCCCAGAUUUAUUACUUCUUGUCUUCAUUUCAGUCUCUUUCUGCUAGUGUUGCAAUUCCUUUUGGAUUGGUUGGAAGUUAAUUUGAAAUCUGAUUCUAACUAUGUGGGAUGGCAGCAAAAGCAGAGUAAAGUUUAGUAUACCAGAAUUAUAACAUUGCAGAAUCUGGGAUUAGCUUUGUAUGGAUUAUAAAUUCUAAAAGCUCUAUAAAUCCCUUUCAGGAUAGGCCCAUUUGUUGUGAGCAACCCUUUUUGGAAAUGUUCUUCCUUUCCCUCCCUCCCUCCCACUUUUUACUUUUUCAGUUUCUUGGAUUUGGUCUGGCAUUUCCUGCAAAAGGCCUGGCAAUUAAGGAGACAUUCUUUCUUUUGCUCAUUUGGCUCUUUUCCUUUGUUUAGAACAUCCAUCUGUCCAUGGUCAUUUUUUUUAGAAGCCUGCUUGAAUUAGCCUUAAUAUUAGCUCAGCUCUUAAAAGGUUGCUGAGCUAUGUGAAAAUCCAGGAAAUGCCGGUCACUGAAAUAGCAUCCAGCCUAAUUUGCACAUACUAUCUGCUUCCUUUCAUUUUUAUUUAAUUUUAGAAUUCAUUUUGCCAGCAGCAAGUAAAAUUGUACAGCAGGCUAGACUGCUGGACUGAGUUUAAAAUAAGAAAUAAUUAACAUUAUUCUUCUCUCCCAUUUACCUGGAGUCAUACUCACUAGCACCAUCACAGAAGCAAAAUAAAUUUGAAAAGAGCUGAAUAGACUUUUCCCUCUGCAUACUUGUUCACAAAUUGUUACUUAGAAUUAUAGUGAUGCACUAAUGCGGAGGUUUAGUUGGAAGCACCUAAAAAAGCAAUUACAAAACUCAAACAGAAGUAAGAGGACAUCCAAAGUAAUAUUCAUUCCCUCAUUCCAGAAAUCAAAUGAAUAUCAGGUUGAUUUUCCAAUAAAAGAUUUAAGAAUAGCCAAGAAAAUUCCAUUCUGGAUGUAUUUAUGAAAAAAGUUGACCUGUUUCAGUAAUACAGAAUCAUUCAUAGAGGUGAAUUGAUGUUAGAGUAGGUUUGUCAGUUGAAACAAGAGAUUAAAUUGCUAAUUUUUCGCCACACUGAAAUUGGUGCCGCUUAAUUGGCAGGCCCAAAUGUUUAACUUGAUUUGUUUUCCUCAAAUGAUUGGAUAUGUUUGUUUUUCCAACAGUUAAAUUUGUCCAUUGGUUUUAUAAAUAUCCACAUAAUGAAUAUGCUGGGUUUGGGGUAUACGUGAAGAAUACUAUUAUUCUUCAUACUGCAUAUCCAGCUUUAAAAAGUUUCAAGUCCAUUCUAGUUAGUAAAUAAAUAAGCACUAACGAAUCAUCAGAACUGUAGCUGCCUGUUUGACAAUUUUGAUUAGUAGGACAGAAUCCAUGUUUAUAAACAAUAGGCCUGGAAGUUCUCAGUAUUUUUAACUGUAAGCAAAAAAUCAUUUCAUUUCAAGAUAUAUAUGAAUACACUUUGACAUUUGCUUACUUUAACCUAGAUAUACAGUAUGUAUCUGGCAAACAAGAUAAAUCUUAUUUAAGCAAUGAGAAAAAGCUACUGAGCUUUUCUUUCUACUGUCCCAUCAUCAAACUGGUGUAUUGCCCCUGCUCAUUAUUGCAACUACUAUAUUGAAAUAAUAUGCAUAUUGGGAUAAUAAGAAUAUUGGACACUGAUUGUUGGUUUUUGAAGGAGGUUUGAAUUCAGGGCAGAAGAUCACAGGCUGCAAGUAUCUUAAGACUCUAAAAGUAUCCCAUUUAUUUUACCUUCCUCUCCCACCAACGCCUGAAAAGUUUGGCCUGAUUCUUAUUCUGAUGUUGUUUGAGGAUUAUCUGAAAAGAAAUAUAAUUGUCACAUUUAUUUUUGUGCUAGACUAUCCAGUUUGUUUCAGUUACCCCUUACCAAUUGAUAAGUGGACAGUCCACCUGGAUUGAUUGCCGGGUGGGGGGGAGAGAUUUCUUACUAAUUUGUAGCCACUAUCUACACAUUUGCAGAGUGCCAAGAUGGAAAUGGCUCUUUUAACACCGAAUAGAGUAAAAAGGGGGAGAUUUUGUACUGGCAUCUGAGACUCUUUCCCUUUCUUCUAUUAUGAUACCUUCUACCAUCUGCUGGCUGAUGGUUAAGAUUAGCAUGGCAUCUCUCUAGAAAAUCAUCAGGCCAGAGGUAGGCGUAACAUAUUGUCUCUUAAAAGUUGAAAACACUACAGUAUACUGAAGAACUACUAAGUCCAGAGUUAAGUUGCCACAGUCGAGAAACAAUAACUUAGUCAAAUAAUGAAAUGAGCAAAAAAGGAGAAUUGUAAGCAAUAGCAGAAGGCGAGUGAAUAUAUAAAAGAGCUUUCAUUUAUUUAAUCAUUUUAUACCCCAUCUUAAAUCUUCAAGGUGAGUAACAAAACUAAAUAAUAGAGUUGGUCUUUGCCUCGGCAUCACCCCAGAACCAGAUCAAAAUAGGGUAACUUGGAGUGGGUUUUUUUAAGUUGCUUGAGUCAAAAAUCUUUCUCAAGCAAAGUGAAAUUUAGGGGUAUUAUUUCCAUCAUAGCUAGGUGGGGAUAAGGCAUCCUGCGUUCAGGAAUGAACAGGUCCAUUUUCAAACCAGAGACCUUGAAAUUGGUCAUCUCAACUACAGCUCUUUGGACAGGAAGAAAUAAAAUGGGCUGAUUCAUUCUAUUACUAGGGUGUUUUUUUUCCUUUGCUUAAUUCUUUCUUAUUCCCUUAUUCCUCCAGUAACAAUAUUUACUAUUAGUUGUAAUUUUAUAAUUGCCUAAGUGACUGGAAAUAAUGUAUUUUUCUUGCAUUGGAAGAGAGUAUCCAUAGUUUUGACUUGUUUCACUUGCUCUGUCAAGAGGAGGUAGUUUUUGCAUCUCCUUAAAGAAAAAGAGAGCAACUUUGUGAAAUGUUUCUGGUCCUACCUACUCUGAUGUACAACAAAAAUAGCUCUUUUUCUUCUUCUUUUAUCUUCUGCUAUGAGAGAAACCCAGGUAGUCUUACAAUUUCCUUCAAUGCUUCUGGAGAGCAUUCUGACAAAUAGGGCAACCAAUUCUUGAGCUCUACCCCUGGAUAAGUGCUUUCUCCAGGAUGCACAAUCACUCAAGCGGCUUCACCUGUAUGUUUAUUUCAUAAUUUGGCUGU
This is a messenger RNA of Thamnophis elegans (Western terrestrial garter snake), 8608 nucleotides long. It is a transcript of the gene MFHAS1, whose product is annotated as malignant fibrous histiocytoma amplified sequence 1. The transcript has 3 exons. Gene Ontology annotation, molecular function: protein binding. NCBI's taxonomy places the organism in Eukaryota, Metazoa, Chordata, Lepidosauria, Squamata, Natricidae. The coding region runs from base 384 to 3824 and encodes 1146 amino acids. The record is from RefSeq and is a predicted model, not a curated record.